ACACUCCUUUAGCAAACAUGAUCUUCUUGAUGAAGAUCGCUUUCUUGGGUGCCCUUUUGGGUUGCUUCAGCUUCGCCUCCGCUGGCUUCGACAUGAACUCGAAGAAGAACAUGGUCCUCUACUGGGGCCAGAACUCUUAUGGCCAGGGCUCCGGAGACCUCGCCCAGCAGCGUCUAUCCUACUACUGUCAAAAUACCAAUGUCGACACGAUCGUUAUGUCGUUCCUGGUCCAAUUCAACGGUAAUGGUGGCCAGCCCGUGCUGAACUUCGCCAACCAGGGUGACAAAUGCACCCUGUUUGACGGCACCUCUUUGUUUAGCUGCCCGGAGAUCGAGGCCGACAUCACAGCUUGCCAGAAUACCUACGGCAAGACUAUCCUCCUCUCCGUUGGAGGAGCUACCUAUACCGAGGGCGGCUUCAGCUCUUCAGACGCCGCUGUCUCAAUGGCCAACAAGGUUUGGGCAAUGUUCGGCCCGCAGCAGUCUGGCUCCAGCAUCCUCAGACCCUUUGGCUCCGCUGUCAUUGACGGCUUCGACUUCGAUUUCGAAUCCCAGGUUAGUAAUAUGCCUGCUUUCGGUAACCAACUACGCUCCAACAUGGACUCGACCGGCGGGAAGAAGUACUUCCUGACAGCUGCACCGCAAUGCCCCUACCCAGAUGCUGCAGAUGACCCCAUGCUUGACGGAUCUGUCUCGUUUGAUGCAGUCUUCAUUCAGUUCUAUAACAACUAUUGCGGAGUCAGUUCCUAUGUCGCCGGCACCGCCGAUCAAAAUAACUACAACUUCAACACUUGGGAUUCUUGGGCCAAGAACACGUCCAAAAACAAGGCCGUGAAAGUUCUCGUCGGCGUCCCUGGCAACACCGGCGCCGGCGCAGGCUAUAUCGCGCCCGACAAUCUCUCUGCGGUUCUCACUUACUCGUCCCAGUACAGCAGCUUCGGCGGAGUCAUGAUCUGGGACGCGAGUCAGGUUUACGCCAACAGCGGGUUCAUCAGCAGUGUCGGUGGCUCGCUGAGUACGCUAUCGAAGCGGCAGAUGCGGAGGGGCUGGCGCAACGAGAAGGCGGAGUAGACACUUACUGCUAUGGCCCGGUCGAUGAGUUGAUGUUUUCGAUUCUUAUCUAUAUCUCGGUCUGUCCUUUUUUCCCUUUUUCCAAGAGUAGUUGAUACUGCUCUUUUCAUAUGUGUAAGGAUGGAAUUCUAGACAUGAGGCUCUGCUUGAUGAGUUGACGGUUUCUUGUAUCUUGGACACGAAGAUGCUUCAAUGUACAUACAUUUGCCGUAAACUCAUGAAUCGAACAUGGUGGCUUCAU
Messenger RNA from Mytilinidion resinicola, 1311 nucleotides. RefSeq names its product glycoside hydrolase. The coding region runs from base 18 to 1070 and encodes 350 amino acids. NCBI's taxonomy places the organism in Eukaryota, Fungi, Ascomycota, Dothideomycetes, Mytilinidiales, Mytilinidiaceae. Gene Ontology annotation, biological process: carbohydrate metabolic process. Gene Ontology annotation, cellular component: extracellular region. The transcript is spliced from 6 exons. The record is from RefSeq and is a predicted model, not a curated record. Gene Ontology annotation, molecular function: chitinase activity.